Musca vetustissima is the source of this 659-nucleotide messenger RNA. RefSeq names its product mitogen-activated protein kinase kinase kinase kinase 3-like. Lineage: Eukaryota; Metazoa; Arthropoda; Insecta; Diptera; Muscidae. The record is from RefSeq and is a predicted model, not a curated record. Gene Ontology annotation, biological process: protein phosphorylation. The transcript is spliced from 5 exons. The annotation marks the transcript as partial. Gene Ontology annotation, molecular function: ATP binding; MAP kinase kinase kinase kinase activity.
GUACACCCUAUUGGAUGGCACCGGAAGUGGCUGCUGUUGAGCGCAAGGGUGGCUACAAUCAAUUAUGUGAUAUUUGGGCUUGUGGUAUUACAGCAAUAGAAUUGGCUGAACUGCAACCACCUAUGUUCGAUUUACAUCCAAUGCGUGCUUUGUUCCUGAUGUCAAAAAGUGGUUUCAAACCUCCAACUCUCAGUAAUAAAGAGAAAUGGAGUCCUACAUUUCAUAAUUUUGUAAAAACAGCUUUAACAAAGAAUCCUAAAAAACGUCCCACAGCCGAAAGACUACUCCAGCAUCCGUUCGUUCAGGGUGAAAUGUCUGUGCGAGUGGCCAAAGAAUUGCUCAAAAAAUAUAUGAAUCCAAAUCAACAGUUUUACUAUAACUGGGAUGGUGAUGAAGAGACUGUUGCCAGUGUACCACAACGUAUUGCCAGCAAAAUGACAUCAAGGCCGAAUGGUAUAUCACCACAAAACCAUACUUUAAAAACAGGCAUGACAACAUCCAGUUCACCAUGGAGCAAUGAACGUUCAUCUAGUCCUGAAACAUUACCAAGUGACAUUCCCAUAUUAAAACAACAUCAACAAUUACAACAAAAAAAGCGUAUACAAAAACUUACCGGAACCUUAAUUAUGAACAUGUCCUUAAGGUCAGCAAUGGCAACA